Lathyrus sativus (Indian pea) is the source of this 219-nucleotide messenger RNA. The record is from the annotation of a GenBank genome assembly. Lineage: Eukaryota; Viridiplantae; Streptophyta; Magnoliopsida; Fabales; Fabaceae.
AUGAAGAGUAGAAAAUUUGAUUUUUUUUUCAAGAGGAAAGAAAGAGAUGAAGAUAAUUUAACACCUAUGUCUGAACCUACAAGAGUUAUUGAGAAUCCAAAAAUUGAAGAAAAUGUUAAUAGAGUUUGUUCGGAUGACAUUGAGAAUUCUUUAGAACGUGAUCCUGAAAAACGUCCUUCAAAGUGGGAAUAUCUAGUAAAUCAAAUGGAUGAAAUAUGA